AUGCAUCCGCAUCCCAACCCUCACUCUAACGAUGAGACCAAUAAUCCCGUGACCAAGCUCCGAAGACGCCAUCGCAAGUCCCGCAAUGGUUGCUUGGAGUGUAAGAGACGGCAUAUCAAAUGCGAUGAGAAACGUCCUGCUUGCGGUAACUGCAUUGUCAGUGAGCGAACAUGCUCUUUUCCGCCUUCCGCCGCACCAUCAGCUGCUAAUUCCUCAUCACUGGCGCGAUCUGAUCCGCCCUUGGCUUCCUCUACCUCCUUCAAUGAGCCGUUACUAAGUGUGAGCAAUAACGGCAGUCGAAUGCAGAGCCCCGUCGAUAGCGUGUCCAGUGCAGGGGCUUUACAUCGUCCCUCUCCCAUACCGCCACCAGCAUAUCUCGGAUAUAACGUCAAUGUUAACGAGCGGGCUCCUUCAACGACUCUGCCUUCUUUCACAGAGGCUUUUGCUCCCGAAUUUGCUGAGUCACCUGUAUCAUCUUCACAGACAGAAACUCUGCCUCUGCCCGUUUUCACCAACAAACAUCUCAUACUAUUGCAUCACUUCCGCAAGUCAGUAAUUAUGGAUGCAGAGAAUCUAGACACUAUUCUUGAUGUUGCUCUCGAAUGGUCUUCUCACGCUCCCUAUGCACUGGACCAACUUCUCGCCAUAUCAGCAGACCAUCUAGCUGUGCUGCAUCCUGAAAGUGCAGCUUCAUAUCGCCGGACAGCUACGGAGCUUCAAACCCGUGCUCUUUCAUAUUUCAACAAGGAUGCCCAAGAGGUGGCUAACUACGAUGCACACUAUAUCCCCCGGUUCCUCUUCUCAUCACUCCUUAGCUUGCAUAUGCUGUACGACACAUUUACUCAAUAUCGUUCUUCCCUUCAUGCCUUUAUAGAAAGGUUCUGUAAUUCGGUUCACUUACAUCGUGGUGUCAAGUCUACAACUUCAAACCGGUACAACGAUCUUCUCGAAUCUCCCUUGGCCAAGUUCUUUCUUGAGGUCAAAAACGCGGCGGAGCUCGGCGACACGGGUGACGAAUGCGCUCCGUUGAUAGAACUUAUAAAAAGCUCCGAUCUAAGCCCAGCAUCAGUUGAGGCAUGCAGCAAUGCCGCCCACACUCUACAAUGGGCUUUCAACGUCUAUCGUAACCUGCCUCAAAGCACGAAUUUGCAAGCUGCAUCAGCGUUCCCUGUCGUCUUGAGCGAAGACUAUAUAGAAACCGUUCGCAAAAACCGGCCAGAGGCCUUGCUGGUCCUAGCAUACUACGGCGUUCUUCUUCAUCGAUGCCGCCGCGUCUGGCUAGUUGGGGAUUCUGGUGCCUUUCUGGUACGCCUCAUUGCUGGCCAUCUCGGGAGUUACUGGCAAGACGCUUUGGGAUGGCCGUUGCAGGAGUUGGAGAAUGAUCAAUGA
Messenger RNA from Fusarium coffeatum, 1389 nucleotides. RefSeq lists its product as uncharacterized. Gene Ontology annotation, biological process: regulation of transcription by RNA polymerase II. NCBI's taxonomy places the organism in Eukaryota, Fungi, Ascomycota, Sordariomycetes, Hypocreales, Nectriaceae. Gene Ontology annotation, molecular function: zinc ion binding; DNA-binding transcription activator activity, RNA polymerase II-specific. The record is from RefSeq and is a predicted model, not a curated record. Bases 1 to 1389 code for a protein of 462 amino acids. The transcript has a single exon.